Bipolaris sorokiniana ND90Pr is the source of this 892-nucleotide messenger RNA. RefSeq lists its product as uncharacterized. The record is from RefSeq and is a predicted model, not a curated record. Gene Ontology annotation, biological process: proteasome-mediated ubiquitin-dependent protein catabolic process; protein polyubiquitination. The coding region runs from base 101 to 811 and encodes 236 amino acids. The transcript has 3 exons. NCBI's taxonomy places the organism in Eukaryota, Fungi, Ascomycota, Dothideomycetes, Pleosporales, Pleosporaceae. Gene Ontology annotation, molecular function: ubiquitin conjugating enzyme activity.
CCACUAGACUGACACGUCGUCUGCCUGCAUUGUCAUUGUACACCACCCUCGCCAACACCACAUCCUCCGGCAAGGGCUUCGCUCGGAACUACUGCUCAACAUGGCGGAAAUGGCGCAGCGAAUACUCAUGAAUGAGUUCAAGCAGUUAAGUAAGGAGAAAUGGACCAACAUUGAACUUAUCAACGAAAAUGUCUUUGAAUGGAGCGUGGCUCUCAUUGUUAUGAACGAGGAAUCCAUGUAUUACGGCGGCUACUUCAAGGCCAGGAUGACGUUUCCUCGCAACUACCCACAUAGCCCGCCAGACUUUAAGUUUAUCCGGCCACUCUACCACCCCAACAUUUACCCCGACGGCCGCCUGUGCAUUUCCAUCCUCCACCCGCCCGGCGAUGACGAAAUGUCCGGCGAAACUGCCGCGGAGCGUUGGUCGCCCGUGCAGCGAGUCGAAACAGUCCUUAUCUCCAUCCUCUCUCUUUUGGACGACGCCGAGGUCUCUUCUCCCGCCAACGUCGACGCAGGCGUCAUGUUGCGUAACAAGCCAGCCGAAUACAAGGAGAUGGUCAAGAAGGAUCUUGAGUUGUCAAAGCAGGAUAUCCCAGAGGGUUUCGUUAUGCCAACCAACGAGACUGCGUGGAAGAAGGAGAAGGACGAGGGAGAUUUUGAAAUGAGCUGGGAAGAUAGCGAUGCCGAGAGCCUUGACUUUGGCGGCAGCGAAAGCGACUUUGACGAGGACCAAGAAAUGGACUCUGAGUUUGAGGGCGAAGAUGACGAUGGCGAAGACGAGGAUGAGGAAGAGGCUCCUUCGAAGCGCUAAAUGUCAGCACUAUGGCUGAAUUCCAAUACCUCUGUCUCACGAUCAUGCCGUAACGACACAAUCGGGUUGCUCAAGGGAGGG